AUGUCCUCCCCCUCAACCCGCCGCCUCCUAAAAGAAAGCACCGACCUCCACAAAAACCCCAGCCCAUACUUCACAGCCUACCCAACAAGCGACACAAACCUCCACGACUGGCACUUCACCCUAACCGGACCCCCCUCCACCCCCUACGCCCGCGGCCUCUACCACGGCCGCAUAACCUUCCCACCCACAUACCCGCUCCGACCCCCCUCCUUCCGCUUCCUGACACCCUCGGGCCGCUUCGAGGUCAACCGCGAGAUCUGUCUUAGCAUCUCGGGCCACCACGAGGAGACGUGGCAGCCGGCGUGGUGGGGUGCGCACUGCGCUGUUGGGGAUAAGGUCUGA
Molecule: messenger RNA, 342 nt
Organism: Penicillium bovifimosum
Lineage: Eukaryota; Fungi; Ascomycota; Eurotiomycetes; Eurotiales; Aspergillaceae
Product: ubiquitin-conjugating enzyme E2
Exons: 1
Coding region: 1-342 (113 amino acids)
Source: RefSeq, a predicted model, not a curated record